UCUCUCUCUUCUCUCCAGUUUUGCUUAAAGAGACGGCGAUGAAUGGCGCGCUUUGGAAGGGAAUCCGCGUAAUAACGCACCAGGAGGUUUCCCCAAAUCUAAGCACUCCGCGCCACGCAAAGCUAGGGUUUGUCACUCCCGGGCCCGGCAGCUUCGCGAAGCUGGCCAUGGCGGCGACGACCGUGGCGAGGCGGCCGACGGUGUGCAUUGGCGAUGUGCACGGCCACUUGAUCCGGCUGCGCGCGCUGUGGCGGAAUCUGGAAGCGGGACUGGGCGCGCUGUUCGCAUCGGCCACGGUGAUUUUCCUCGGGGAUUACUGCGACAGGGGCCCCGAUACCGCCGGGGUGCUGGAUUUCCUCGUCGCAUUGCCCGCCUCGUAUCCCUCCCAGAAGCACGUCUUCCUGUGCGGGAAUCACGACUUUGGGAUGUCGGCCUUCCUGGGGCUGCUCCCGGCGGUGCCCGGCUUCCCGUUUAGCCGGACGUGGGAGGGGACCAAGGGCGCCGAGGAGAAGCAGGAGGCGGAGGGGUGGUGGAGCGGGCGUGGAUUCGAGGACAUGCACUUGCAAGGGAGGCGAUGGGGUGGCAGGGUCAAGGCCAAGUUUAACGUGAAGAAGAACAUGGAGUACAGGGGCUCCAUCUUUGAUUCGGAGCCCACGUUUAGCUCUUACGGGGUGGAGCAUGGCGAUCGGGAAGGACUGCUUGGUGCUGUUCCUGAGGAUCACAAGGCAUUCUUGCGGAAGCUCGUGUGGAUCUACGAGCAGGAUGGAAGCGAGAGCUGCGGCAAGCUCGUUGCAGUUCACGCGGGGCUUGAAGCAGCGCGGCCCCUGGAAGAGCAGCUGAGAGUUCUCAGGGAGAAGGACGUGAGGCUUUCGAGGCACGAGAACAUGCUGGGACGGAGCAACGUGUGGAAUGCUCCAGAGGAGCUUGUCAAGGAUGGCGUGAUGGUGGUGAGCGGCCAUCACGGAUCGCUGCAUAUGGAGAGUCACAGGCUUAUAAUCGACGAGAGUGGCGGACAGGAUAACAUGCCCCUGGCUGCCGUCGUGCUUCCUGGUAGACAAAUCGUCCGAGACACAGAUAGUAUUGGUCACGUCCUGGAUGGUUUGGCACAAUCACCUCUCUCUCUCCAAGCUAGUGCGGAUUGAGAUAAAAGAGUUUACCUGAGGGUAGGGCAACGAGAGAAAGAUGGCUUUGUUUUGCCAGGCAA
Messenger RNA from Selaginella moellendorffii, 1204 nucleotides. RefSeq lists its product as uncharacterized. The coding region runs from base 39 to 1142 and encodes 367 amino acids. NCBI's taxonomy places the organism in Eukaryota, Viridiplantae, Streptophyta, Lycopodiopsida, Selaginellales, Selaginellaceae. The record is from RefSeq and is a predicted model, not a curated record. The transcript has 4 exons. Gene Ontology annotation, molecular function: hydrolase activity.